This is a messenger RNA of Amphimedon queenslandica, 1445 nucleotides long. RefSeq names its product tetratricopeptide repeat protein 5-like. NCBI's taxonomy places the organism in Eukaryota, Metazoa, Porifera, Demospongiae, Haplosclerida, Niphatidae. Gene Ontology annotation, molecular function: protein binding. The record is from RefSeq and is a predicted model, not a curated record. Bases 33 to 1316 code for a protein of 427 amino acids. The transcript is spliced from 10 exons.
CCCAGAAAAUAACCACGCCUACUUUUUUAAACAUGGCGGACAAUAAGGAAAGGCAAGCAAAUGAUUUGGAAGAAGAGAACGAGAAAGAAGCCAAAGCUUUGGUUGAGGACUUGUACCAGUUCAAUCGCUGCUAUUUUCAAACUCAUGAGAUAGAAGAUGCCACCAAAAAGGAUUCUGAUGUCAAAAAUAAAAUGGAGGAAACACUCAAGCUGCUAUCACUUAAAGAAGGUAAAAUACCACGCCCACUUUAUCAGUAUUUGCGUGGUAAAGCGUUGAAUGUUCUUCCCUCGCAUUCAAAAGAGGCCGAGGUUUUGCUGUCGCAGGCGGUAAAACAGAACCCACUCCUGGUUGAUGGUUGGAAUGCUCUAGGAGAGAGCUAUUGGAAGAUUGGUAAUGUAUCUCAGGCCCACCAUUGCUUCAGCGGAGCACUGAAUCAUGAACUUAAUAAAGAAUCUCUUAGGAACCUCUCCAUGGUGCUGCGCCAGCUUGGAAAUGAUGAAAAGGAGAAAAAGAAGAACAUAGCCGAGAGUUUGGAGAAAGCUAAGCAAGCUGUUUCUGUUGAUGUUAAAGAUGGGAUAUCAUGGAUGAUUUUAGGAAAUGCGUACCUAGCAAUGUUCUUCUCAGUUUCUGCUGACCCAAAGAUGCUACAACAAGCUACCUCAGCUUAUUCCCAAGCAGAGAAGGAUCCUAUUGCUUUAAAUAAUCCAGACUUACAUUUCAACAUGGCUACUUUACAGUUGUAUGAGGAGAAGUAUAAUGACGGACUUUAUCACUUGCAGCAAUCUGAAAGAUUUGACCCAGGCUGGCCUACACCGCAUCAAAAGCUGGCCUCUCUCAAGCGCUUCCUUCAAAACUUUAAUCGUUUGAUUGCGACCAAAGGAAAACUGAAGCCAAAGAGACUGGCCCAGCUGCAGCAGAAUGUAGCAGCUGCCAUUAACAAGGAGAACAAGGUCUGUAGCAUUAGAGAACUGAGGGAAGGAAAAGAGAGUGAGACUGAAGACGGUGGAGUAUUGAUAGCAGCUGUGGCUAGUUCUUUCACUACUGAUGAAAGAGUACCAAUUGCUUGUGUUAUCAUUGAUUCUGCUGGUGACAGUAUUGGUCUGACAUUAUACAACUUGAUACAUAACUAUCAGUUCGCGGUCGGUGACAUAUUAACAAUUCCAAAACCAACUCUUUCCCACAUUAGUAUUCCUGAACUGGAAGUUGAGUACGACAGCAUAAGAUGUGUCAAUCCUCAGACACUAAUGGUCAACUCUAACAAGAUAUCGUCUGAUAAACUGAGCAGUUCCGUGGUUCAGGUUACUGCUUUCUCUUAAAACCCUCUCCACUUAAUUGAGUGAUUUUAAAAUUUAUGUGGACUGUAUGCAGUUAUUAUUAUAAUCAUAUGAUGAUGAUGUUAAACUGAUGUUUGUGAUUAAAGUUUAGUUUCGUUUCCUUUUCCUUGA